This is a messenger RNA of Sebastes umbrosus (honeycomb rockfish), 5778 nucleotides long. Its product is annotated as sodium channel protein type 4 subunit alpha B-like. NCBI's taxonomy places the organism in Eukaryota, Metazoa, Chordata, Actinopteri, Perciformes, Sebastidae. The record is from RefSeq and is a predicted model, not a curated record. Gene Ontology annotation, molecular function: calcium ion binding; voltage-gated sodium channel activity. Gene Ontology annotation, biological process: neuronal action potential; membrane depolarization during action potential; sodium ion transmembrane transport. The transcript has 31 exons. Bases 220 to 5115 code for a protein of 1631 amino acids. Gene Ontology annotation, cellular component: voltage-gated sodium channel complex; plasma membrane; axon.
GGUGUGUGUGGGUGUGUGUGUUUGUGUGUGAACGGAUGAAUGGUGUCUGUGUUAAAGUGUGUAAUGACGUAACCCCCUACAGACAGUCAGAGUGAACUGAACAAAAUACAGUGAAGUGGGAGGACGAGCAGCAGACGACUGAAGACUCAACAAGACAGACAGACAGACAGGACGGUUGAGACAGCUGUCGGUGGAUGCAGAGGACAGACAGAUGCAGCCAUGACGAGCAGAAAAAUGUCGUUUUUUGAAUUGUGGAGGAACAAGAAGGAGCGAGCAGAUCUCCUGAGGAGAGCCAAUCAGCUGAAACUUCAUCCUGCACAGCUGAGGGGGUUGUUCGGUGACAGUGCAGUUCGGGUGGCGCUGCAGAAUACCAGGGUGGCAUCUCUGCUGCCUCCUGUUGGUACGGACGUCUUCAGACGCCUAACACCGGCUUCACUGGGGGACAAACAACGACAAAAUGAAGCUGAGGAGGAGGAGCGACAGACGAGGAAGGAGAACAGACAGGAAGUGGAGAACGACCUGCCCAAACCAGCCAGUGACCUGGAGGCCGGGAAGCCCCUCCCAUUCUUCUACGGAGACCCGCCCGCUGAGCUCCUGAGCAGCCCAUUGGAGGAGCUGGAUCCCUUCUACCAAUCACAGAAGACGUUCAUCGUGCUCGGUAAAGGAAACAUCAUCCACCGGUUUAAUGCUGAGCCAGCCUGUUACCUGCUGAGUCCCUUUAACCCGCUGAGGACCAUCGCCAUCAACAUCCUCAUUCACUCUUUAUUCCGUGUGUUCAUCCUGCUAACGAUUCUGACCAACUGUGCGUUCAUGAUGAUGAGUGAUCCUCCAGCGUGGAGCAAGUCUGUUGAACUCGUGUUCACAGCCAUCUACACGUUUGAAGCCAUCAUAAAGGUUGUUUCCAAAGGCUUCUGUGUCGGAAAAUUCACCUUCCUCAGAGACCCCUGGAACUGGCUGGACAUCAUGGUCAUCAUCACGGGAUAUCUGACAGAGUUUGUCGAUUUCGGAAAACUUUCUGUGCUGAGGACAGUUCCUCGAGUCAUGAAGAUCAUCACAGUCAUCCCAGGUCUGAAGACGACUGUCGGAGAUCUCGUCCAAUCGGUGAAGGGACUUGCUGGUGUCAUUGUUCUGAUGGUGUUUUGCCUCAGCUACUUCGCUCUGAUUGGUCUUCAGCUCUUCAUGGGAAGUCUGAAGAGAAAAUGCGUCAUAGGUUUUCCAACUGAGUUGCAUUAUAAUGAAACUGAGUGGGAUUAUAAUGCAACUCAGUUCCAUUACAACGAGUACAUUACCAACCCUGAGAACUACUACUUCAUGCCUGGACAAAUUGAGGCUCUGCUGUGUGGAAACAGCUCUGAUUCCGGAAUCUGUCCAGAGGGAUUCAUCUGUCUGAAGGCAGGCAAAAACCCAAACUACGGCUUCACCAGCUACGACUCGUUUGGUUGGUCUCUGCUGUCUAUGGUCACACUGAUGAGUCAGGACUUCUGCGAAAACCUGGUGCAGUUGACAUUGCGAGCAGCAGGUAAAGCCUACCUGACCUUCUUCGUGGUCAUCGUCUUCCCCGGCUGUUUCUGCCUCCUCAGCCUCGCUGUGGCGGCGGUUGCCAUGGCGUCUGGCGAGCGGGAGGAGGCUGGCGUUGCCGAGCUCAAAGAGAAAGAAGAAGAGUUUGGUCAGAUCAUGGAAGCGCUAAAGAGGAGAGAGGAAGAGGAGCAGGAAGCCAGCAGGGCGGCGCCGUCAACGGAGAGCAUGAGAGGGUUGGACGAGGACCGGAAGUUGUGUUCUCGGUGUUGGCUUGCCUUUGCCGGCUUCCUCCUGAAGUGGAACUGUUGUGGCUGUUGGCGGUGGCUCAAACAGCAGCUUUAUGCCUUCAUCACAAACCCGUUCUUCGACUUCUGGGUCGUCGUCUGCCUCAUCCUCUACACCCUCUUCAUGGCCAUGGAACACUAUCCUAUGACGCCACAGUUUGAAUCGAUGCUCGUUCACACAGAACUGGCCUUUACAGCAAUCUUCGCGGCUGAGAUGGUCGUCAAACUCGUGGCCAUGGACCCGUACGGAUACUUCCAGGUGGGAUGGAACAUCUUUGACAGUGUCCUUGUCGUAUUAAGUCUGCUGUGUCUGUUUCUCGACGUCUCAGGUCUCAGGUUUCUUAUACUGAUGCGGAUGUUGAGGCUGGCCAGGUGGUGGCCGGCCCUCCAUGUGUUGCUAAAGGUCAUCUGGACCUCGGUGAGGGCUCUGAGGAACCUGACUCUCGUCUUGCUCAUCAUGGUCUUCAUCUUCACCGUGGUCGGCAUGCAGCUGUUCCAGCAGGACUACAAAGACCAUGUCUGUCGGAUCUCCAUGAACUGCCAGCUUCCUCGCUGGCACAUGUGCGACUUCUUCCACGUCUUCCUCAUCAUCAUCAGGGUCCUGUGUGGAGAGUGGAUCGAGACCAUGUGGGACUGCAUGGAGGUCUCAGGUCAGACAACAUGUCUGAUCUUCUUCAUGAUGGUCCUGGUCAUUGGAAACCUGCUGGUCCUGAAUCUGUUCCUGGCCUUGUUGCUGAGCUCGGACAGCAGUGUAAGUCUGGUGGCUCCAGAAGAAAAAGAAACAAACAACUUUCAGAUCGCCAUGAGCCGGAUCAACCGGGCUGUGUGUGCUCUGCUGGGAAAGAAGACCCAUAUGAACCCAGACCCCCCAGAGGUCGACGGUCAGGAGGUCAACAGAAAGCAGUACCUGGCCUUGACCUUGGUAACCACAAACCAACCGAUGUCAGAGGUCAAGGCCCCCGCCGAUGCCGCGAAGACGCCUGAAAAUAAAGAAGAGAAAGAGAAAAAAAAACAUCCUGACGUCCAGCAGCACCAAGAAGACAAACACCAGAGAGGAGACACACCUGACGACUGCUGCAGCGACAAGUGUUACCGUUGCUGUCCGUUCCUGGACAUAGACACGUCCCAGGGUGGAGGGAGGGUCUGGUUUAACUUCAGAAGAGCCUGUUUCUCCAUCGUACAACACAAAUGCUUUGAGACCUUCAUCAUCGUCAUCAUCCUGCUGAGCAGCGUAGCUCUGGUGUUUGAGGAUGUCCACCUGCAGCAGCGUCAGGUCUUAAAGAUGGUUCUGGAGAGAGCAGAUCAGGUGUUCACCUUCGUCUUCCUCAUGGAGAUGCUUCUCAAGUGGAUCGCCUUCGGACUCAAGAAAUACUUCAGCAGCGCCUGGUGCUGGCUCGACUUUCUCAUCUUACACGUGUCUCUGGUGUCUCUGGCAGCGGACUGGUUUGGAUUCUCUGAACUGGGAGUCGUCCGGACUCUGAGAGCUCUGGGGCCCCUGAGGGCCCUGUCUCGCUUCCCUGGCCUGAGGGUGGUGGUCCAGGUUCUAGUCCGGUCCGUCUCGUCCAUGGUUAACGUGCUGCUAGUGUUCCUGUUCGUCUGGUUAGUCUUCAGCGUCAUGGGAGUGAAUCUGUUUGCUGGGAAGUUUUAUUACUGUUUUAAUGACACGUCAGAGGUACUCUUCUCAUCUGAGGACGUGGAAAACAAGAGUAUGUGUCACUCUCUGAUGUACUUGGAAAACGCCAGCGAGGUCCACUGGAAGAACUCAAUCUCAAACUACGACGACGUGCUGAGUGGUUACCUGUCGUUGCUGCACGUGGCGACAUCAAACUGGAUGGACAUCAUGUACGCCGCUGUGGACUCCACACGGGUGGAGUCUCAGCCAGUCUAUGACUCCAACAUCUCCAUGUACUUGUACUUCAUCAGUUUCCUCAUCAUCAGCUCCUUCUUCACCUUCAACCUCUUCAUCAGAGUCAUCAUCGACAACCUGCAGGGAGACAAGUUUGCAGGGAAACCUAUUUUAAUGACAGAGGAGCAGCAGAAAUAUUGCAAGGCUCUGAAGGAACGUGUGAUGAAACCUCAGAAACCUGUUCCACGACCUCAGAAUCGGUUCCAGGCUCGGCUCUUUGACAUGGUGACUAAACGGUCGUUCCUGGUCUUCAUCUUGGUGUUGAUCUGCCUGUACAUGGUGACCCGAAUGAUGGAGACGGACGAUCAGAGAAUGGAGAUGGAAUUUAUUCUGGCCUGGUUCCAUUUCGUCUUCAUCAUCCUCUUCUUCAUCGAGUUCAUCGUGAAGAUCAUCGCUCUCAGACAGCACUACUUCACCAACGGCUGGAACAUCCUCGACUUCGUGGUGAUCAUAGUGGCCAUCUUAGGCAUGUUCUUCGCUGACCUCAUGGAGAAAUACCUGGUCUCGCCCUCUCUCUUCCUUAUGUUACGAGGGCUUCGUAUCGGUUGUAUCUUCUUCUGGUUCAGGGGGAUCCGGAAGCUGCUUUUGGCCUUCAUAAUGUCACUUCCUGCCCUCUUCAACAUCAGCCUCCUCCUCUUCAUCAUCAUGUUCAUCUACUCCAUCUUCGGCAUGUUUCACUUUGCCCACGUGAAGAGAGAACCCCUGAUUGACGACAUAUUCAACUUUGAGACGUUUGGGAACAGCAUGAUCUGUAUGUUUAUGGCCACUGCCUCCACUGGCUGGGGUGGCCUGCAGUAUCCCAUGAUGGACACGCCGCCAGACUGCGACCCCGACUUCGAGAAUUGUGGCAACCCGGCAGCCGCCAUCGCCUUCUUCGUCACGUACAUCAUCCUGUCCUUCCUGUUGGUGCUCCACCUGUUCAUCGCCGUUUUCCUGGAGACCCUUAGAUCAGAGGACGCCGAGCCGCUGAGUGACGACGACCUCCAGAUGUUUUAUGAAACCUGGAGGAAGUUUGACCCCAAGGCCUCGCAGUUCAUACAGUACAGUGAGCUAUCAGAUUUCUGCUUAGCUCUGAAGGACCCUCUGAGGAUUCCUAAACCAAACACCAUCAAACUGAUCAACAUGGACCCGCCUCUACUUCCUGGAGACAAAGUCCACUACACGGACGUCCUUCUUGCACUCUCCACACAGGUGUUGGGUGACUCAGGAAAAAUGAACUCUCUCAAAGCCAGAAUGGAGGAAAUGUUCACAACCAAGGUAUCUUGUGAACCAAUCAGCAGCAGCCUGCAGAGGAAGCCGGAAGAAGUGGCAGUGACGGUGAUCCAGAGAGCGUACAGGAGAUAUGUCCUGAAGCACGGAGACGGCGAAGAGACGGCGGUCCAGUCUGUAGACGGUGACGGUCAGUGAGUUUCUCUUCAUGCUGCUCAGAUGAGAACUUGAGGGACUCUAUCAUCACCUGAGGGACUCUAUAAUCACCUGAGGGACUCUAUAAUCACCUGAGGGACUCUAUAAUCACCUGAGGGACUCUAUCAUCACCUGAGGGACUCUAUAAUCACCUGAGGGACUCUAUCAUCACCUGAGAGACUUUAUCGUCACCUGAGGGACUUUAUCAUCACCUGAGGGACUCUACCAUCACCUGAGAGACUUUAUCGUCACCUGAGGGACUUUAUCAUCACCUGAGGGACUCUAUAAUCACCUGAGGGACUCUAUCAUCACCUGAGGGACUCUAUCGUCACCUGAGAGACUUUAUCGUCACCUGAGGGACUUUAUCAUCACCUGAGGGACUCUAUCAUCACCUGAGGGACUCUAUAAUCACCUGAGGGACUCUAUCAUCACCUGAGGGACUCUAUCGUCACCUGAGUGACUCUAUCAUCACCUGAGUGACUCUAUAAUCACCUGAGAGACUCUAUCAUCACCUGAGGACCGACCUCUCAGAUAAGAGACGACACAACUCCAGUUAAAGUGGGCGGAACACUGACAACUCAACAUGUUAUUUCUGCGUCUUCACUUCCUAACAGAGCUCAGUCUUUGUUCAUAUUCAACUUCAUAAAUAAACUUAAUACGAACCCA